AUGGCCACCCGCUCCGGUAGAACACCACGCCCAACAGCCAAGGCGACUGCACAACAGGCACAAUUGACAACUCCAAUACGACAAUCGAAGGAUUCCAUGAAAAUGGCUUAUGUUGAGCUCGACGAGGGUCCCGAGACAAAGAAGCGCAGGCUAUCGCUUUCUAAGGACAGCUCGCAUGAGGAGCUGCCUGUCGCCACCACUUCGCGAUCGUCCAGGCGGCGCGCCAUCUCGAAAGCUCCUGCUGCUCCCCCCCUCCGAACGAGGGCGAGCAAGAGAAAUGUUACUUCUUCUCCGCGUUGCGCCAUGAAGGAAGAGACAGAUGAAGAGAUGGAGGUCGAGGCGCAAGUAGCAGCAGAGUCCGAAGGAGAGGACAAACCGUCCGCUCCGACGCCCGAUGAGAACGAUGCGUGCGAGGAUAUUUUGAAAGCCCAAGAGAAAAAGCAUCGCGACAACUACAAAACGCUGAAGCGCAAGUUCCGGGAGCUUGAGGCGUCGACUGCGAAGACGCUCUUGGAGCUGGACAAGCGCGAGAUUGAGCUCACAAAGAUGGAGAAAGAUGCCACCCGCAAGCAGAAGCAGGCCGACAAGAAGGCACAUUCUCUCUCAAAGAGAGAACAUACAGUCAAGAAACUUGAACAGCAGUCGAACGAGCUCCUACUCACUGUCACCGCGAGUAAGGCAGAGACGGUCAUGGAGCAGUUCGACGCGCACUUCUCGUGUGCUUUGUGA
Molecule: messenger RNA, 729 nt
Organism: Postia placenta MAD-698-R-SB12
Lineage: Eukaryota; Fungi; Basidiomycota; Agaricomycetes; Polyporales; Adustoporiaceae
Exons: 2
Coding region: 1-729 (242 amino acids)
Source: RefSeq, a predicted model, not a curated record